AUGGCAACUCAAACACCAAAACGGGACAUGGCAACUCAACCAACACUACGGGACAUGGCAACUCAACCAACUCUACGGGACAUGGCAACUCAACCACCACGGGACAUGGCAACUCAACCAACACUACGGGACAUGGCAACUCAACCAACACUACGGGACAUGGCAACUCAACCAACACUACGGGACAUGGCAACUCAGACAACACUACGGGACAUGGCAACUCAACCAACACUACGGGACAUGGCAACUCAACCAACACUACGGGACAUGGCAACUCAACCAACACUACGGGACAUGGCAACUCAACCAACACUACGGGACAUGGCAACUCAACCAACACUACGGGACAUGGCAACUCAACCAACACUACGGGAUAUGGAUAUGAGGACAAGGACGCAAAGAGGUCAGAAGCAGCUUUAUUUACUUCGUUUUACAUAUUUUGUAUUUAAAGUUAUCGGCACUCCACCAGCCACAAUAGUUAUCGGCACUCCACCAGCCACAAUAGUUAUCGGCACUCCACCAGCCACAAUAGUUAUCGGCACUCCACCAGCCACAAUAGUUAUCGGCACUCCACCAGCCACAAUAGUUAUCGGCACUCCACCAGCCACAAUAGUUAUCGGCACUCCACCAGCCACAAUAGUUAUCGGCACUCCACCAGCCACAAUAGUUAUCGGCACUCCACCAGCCACAAUAGUUAUCGGCACUCCACCAGCCACAAUAGUUAUCGGCACUCCACCAGCCACAAUAGUUAUCGGCACUCCACCAGCCACAAUAGCCACUGCACUAUUCAUCAACUUUUCCGCAACUCAUAUAAAUAGGGUGAAUAACAUGAAUAGUGAUGAUGAGGGUGAUGAGUACUGCACGCAACUAGGUCCUGUCAAUACUACAGGCGACGAGUCUACCAAUAAUCCAAAGUGCAGGUCUGCCAAUAAUCCAAAGUGCGGGUCUGCCAAUAAUCCAAAGUGCAGGUCUGCCAAUAAUCCAAAGUGCAGGUCUGCCAAUAAUCCAAAGUGCGGGUCUGCCAAUAAUCCAAAGUGCAGGUCUGCCAACAAUCCAAAGUGCAGGUCUGCCAAUAAUCCAAAGUGCAGGUCUGCCAAUAAUCCAAAGUGCAGGUCUGCCAAUAAUCCAAAGUGCAGGUCUGCCAAUAAUCCAAAGUGCAGGUCUGCCAAUAAUCCAAAGUGCGGGUCUGCCAAUAAUCCAAAGUGCGGGUCUGCCAAUAAUCCAAAGUGCGGGUCUGCCAAUAAUCCAAAGUGCGGGUCUGCCAAUAAUCCAAAGUGCGGGUCUGCCAAUAAUCCAAAGUGCAGGUCUGCCAAUAAUCCAAAGUGCAGGUCUGCCAAUAAUCCAAAGUGCGGGUCUGCCAAUAAUCCAAAGUGCGGGUCUGCCAAUAAUCCAAAGUGCAGGUCUGCCAAUAAUCCAAAGUGCGGGUCUGCCAAUAAUCCAAAGUGCGGGUCUGCCAAUAAUCCAAAGUGCGGGUCUACCAACAAUCCAAAGUGCGGGACCAUAUUUAACUCUUAG
Procambarus clarkii (red swamp crayfish) is the source of this 1515-nucleotide messenger RNA. The record is from RefSeq and is a predicted model, not a curated record. Lineage: Eukaryota; Metazoa; Arthropoda; Malacostraca; Decapoda; Cambaridae.